GGGGUGAGGGGGGGCGCGGGGCGGGGUUCCCGGGCACCAGGGCGGGAGAAGCGCGGGGGCCUCCGGGAUUCACGUCUGUCCCCCCGCAGGAUGUUCACCACCUACCCCAGCACCAAGACCUACUUCCCGCACUUCGACCUGCACCACGACUCGGAGCAGGUCCGCCACCACGGCAAGAAGGUGGUGACCGCCCUGGGCAACGCGGUGCAUCACAUGGACACCCUCAGCAAGACGCUCUCUGACCUCAGCGACCUGCAUGCCUACAACCUGCGGGUGGACCCGGUCAACUUCAAGCUGCUGUCCCACUGCUUCCAGGUGGUGCUGGCCGUGCACUUGCGUGACGAGUACACCCCGCAGCUGCAUGUGGCCUUUGACAAGUUCAUGGAAGCUGUCUGCAACGUGCUCACUGAGAAGUACCGGUGAGCGGCUGGCUCCAGUGGGUUCCCACGCACCCUGCUGUGCUCAGACCCAAUAAAGAUGCCAACCCUGCA
This is a messenger RNA of Pelodiscus sinensis (Chinese soft-shelled turtle), 491 nucleotides long. The record is from RefSeq and is a predicted model, not a curated record. NCBI's taxonomy places the organism in Eukaryota, Metazoa, Chordata, Testudines, Trionychidae.